AUGUCCAUCGGCUUGCUCGUCAUCGCGGGCAUCCCCACAACCAUCGGGGUCUGCGAAGCGCUGAGCGCCCAGAAGAAGGCGGAUGCCGCAGCCAAAGAGAAGGCCAAAUUCCAUCUUACGGCGACCGUUUCGCUCGAUGGAAACGAACCAGUUGAAUGCUGGUGCAUCCUGAAAGACGGAAAGCUCUGGAUCGAUGACCCGGCCUUCCCAAUGCCGGGGCACAAGUUCACGGGGUACUACUUCACGUACCCGUCCGAGGCGAAACACCUGGGCCUGGUCAGCACCAUCGCCGACGACCCGCCCAUGCUCAACUGGAUCUUCGUGAACAAAGACAGCGGCUUGCUGCGCCACGGCGGUCGGCAGGAGACGCUGGGCGGCCACACCAUUGGGCCGUGGCACUGGACCGAUGACGAGAAGUGGCUGACCCUUGAGGGCGACGCGUCUCGGUUCGUGGCCGCGCAGCUCGAAAACAAGAAAUGGGCCAUCGCGUGGGAUCGGGAUGGGCGUUUCAGCAGAUGUGGGGAGCGCUCAGGAGAUGGGAUGGAAACGGAGGUGGAAACGGAGAGCCAAGGCGCCCCCCCUGGCCGGCCCCGAAAGUGGGUGCCCGUCAUGCUUCAGCGAAAGAUGCAGCUGGGGAUGGAGAGUCGAUACGUCAAAGGAUCGAAUGGAUAA
Thermothielavioides terrestris NRRL 8126 is the source of this 672-nucleotide messenger RNA. RefSeq lists its product as uncharacterized. The transcript is spliced from 2 exons. Lineage: Eukaryota; Fungi; Ascomycota; Sordariomycetes; Sordariales; Chaetomiaceae. The coding region runs from base 1 to 672 and encodes 223 amino acids. The record is from RefSeq and is a predicted model, not a curated record.